Messenger RNA from Colossoma macropomum (tambaqui), 1165 nucleotides. Its product is annotated as urokinase plasminogen activator surface receptor-like. The record is from RefSeq and is a predicted model, not a curated record. Lineage: Eukaryota; Metazoa; Chordata; Actinopteri; Characiformes; Serrasalmidae. The coding region runs from base 22 to 633 and encodes 203 amino acids. The transcript has 5 exons.
AGUUUUUAAAAUCCAACCACAAUGAAGAUGAAGGUCACGCUGGUACUCAUUGGUGUGUUUCUGUCAGAAGCAUUGGCACUGACAUGUCUUCAGUGCUCUGUAACGACGAAUGGACCAUGCCAGAGCACCCAAAACUGUUUGGGCAUGUGUGGCAUGUCAGCCUUAUAUACACAGGACGACUUGAUUAGUUAUUCAGCGCAGUGCACACCAAAGGAAAAAUGUGUCAGCGGAAACAUGAGCACAGCAGUUACUAACUAUACUAUCAGCACCGGGUGCUGUGAUUCUGACAACUGCAUCCCAAACCCAACAGUCCAGAGCAGGCCUCCCAGCGGGAAACAGUGUUAUUCAUGCAGUAACAGUAACAAGAACUGCUCAACAACGGUUAAGUGUUCCGAAGGUCAAGAUCGCUGCAUCCGCACAAAAGUUGUUCUAGGUAACAGUAGCAUGACUGUUUCAGGAUGUGCAAGCAAGAGCUUUUGUGAUAAGACUCCGUUUUUGCUGUCGAGUGUGCUGAGGACCAAUUUCACGGAAAUAACCUGCUGUCAGGGGAAUCUGUGUAACAGCGCUGGGGAUGUUAAGAUGAGUCUCCUCACCAUGCAGCUCUUUCUGCUCUCCUCCAUCUUCUUCCUCUAAACUCUGCUAUUAUGCUGCUUUUCUCAGUGCGUUAUCUUUCACUUGUGCGCAAAGCUAACAGGAGCACUACGGCUUCUGGGAACAGCUGGGUUAUUUGCGCAUGUAUUGUGUUAAAAAAAUAAAGAGAAUUUUCUUCUUUAAAGGACACAGUCUGGUUACAUAAGCAUUGCUUACAGUGAUUGUCUUCUUCGGAGUUUGAAUGUACAGUUCUGGGAAAAACCUUUGGUAACCCUUUCUUUGACAGUCCCCUAAGUUCUAGGUAUUAACCAGGUAAGUGUGAGGUACAAACUCCAAAGUAUUAGGUAAUUAUUUUAGGUGAGAAGAUGGUCAGUACCAGAAUAGUCUAAAUGAAUUAUACUGAAAUGUCUCAAUUGUUCUAGGUAUUACCCAGCUAAGGGUAAGGUAUAAAUUCCAAAGAACUGGGUAAUUAUUUUAAGUAAUAAGAUGGUAAGUAACAGGAUAGUCUAAAAGAAUUACUAUGAAAUGUCUCACGGGUUCUAGGUAUUACCCAGGUAAGUGUGAGGUAGAAACU